Messenger RNA from Clonostachys rhizophaga, 1821 nucleotides. Lineage: Eukaryota; Fungi; Ascomycota; Sordariomycetes; Hypocreales; Bionectriaceae. The record is from the annotation of a GenBank genome assembly.
AUGACAUAUUCCCCUCGCAAACUGGCGAUCGCCGGCCUAGCUCUGGCGCAGACUGCAGCUGCCCUCAGCGCGACGAUCUUGGCCGACGUUAACAGGGACGGUCACGUUGACGUCGAAGGAAACUCGGAUGUUGAGGGCAAGGCCACUUGGACAGAAGAUAGGGGCGCUCUCUUCUUAGCCAAUAUUGGCGAUACCAACAAACGGUGCGCGAGCAGCCGUGAUUUCGACACUUGCAAUGACGCCGAGGGUAAUGAACUCCGGAAUCCAAAAUAUCUCGCACCUCUUCGUACCCUCCCGAUCACAGGAUUGAGCACAUCUGCAGUCGGCACUGUCAAGGUUCUCGACCAGGUUGCGGCUGCCAAAACUCGCAUUUUCGUCAAGUCCGGCAAAUCAUGGGGCUUUGUUUCUUCCAACUAUACGUUCAGUGCCAGUGAGCUUGAAGGCGGCCUGGAACUCGGAAUCGAUUCCCGCGAUGUCCGUCGCCCUGACUGGGAUGGGCGUGCCCAGGUGACUUUCACCGUCUCUGAUGGAGGUGAAAGUGCAGAGGACGUUGUGGCGCUUCGUGUGGCCCCCGUCUUAACCCAUCACCAUGCCCAGCUCGCGCAGAAGAUACUCACCACCCUUCCUACCAUCAGCUGGCCCGACCAAACCCGCUUCGUGCAGAACUUGGUCAAGAACGUGGCUGACGCUGGGAUCAGCGAGCCUGUGUUCCAAUUCACAUCCUCGAGCGACCACUGGACCCAGGAUUUCUUCGAGCCUGGGUACUCCAGCAUCCCGGGCCCCGAUGGACUGAUCUCUCUGAGAAUAAUGAUACGUUCAUCGCAAAGCUUUCGUACGGCCGGAGAGCAAGUCUUCACUGCCCUCCGCUCGGACGGUGUAGGCGCCGUGCAGCAGCUUGCACAAGGAGGCACUCGAGAUAGUUUUGGCAAUUUGGAAACUAUCCCACCAUAUACUCACAACGGGAAGAGUUACCCAGCCGGUCGCAUCAUCAUGGGUACCUCGGAAGAUGAAACACCGCGGAUUCUGAGCUUUAUUAAGGCCCAAGAGUCACAAGACCCGCUGAUACUGGACACUUCAUGGCUUGCUGUUGGGCAUGUUGAUGAGUUUCUUCAAUUUUUGCCUGUAGAUAGUGAGCGCGGCUGGGUCCUCGUUGCUGAUGACCCGCUGGCAGGUCUUGCACUGUUGAAAAAGGCUUCCGCAGACGGCCAUGGCGGUGAAAAGGCCGUUUCACGCGGCCUUCUUGAGGGGGAGACGGGCCAAUGCCUACCGACGUACACCAUUGAUCAAGCGCUGAAACUCGACUCGUUUGAAUCCUAUCAGAAGCAAGCCGCCGAAUUCAUCGAGGAGAACAUCGCACGGAUCAAGAACGCGACGGGUAUCACUGAUGAUGAGAUCUUACGCAUGUCGGCUACUUUCUAUGACUUUCAUACCUGGCCUUGUAACAAUACUAAUGCUCAAUCAUCCGUCUCCACAAUUUCGGGAGGACCUUCUUCUAAGGCGAAGUCCAUUAUCGACUGGGGAACACCAUCGGGGGCUGUCCAAGAGCGACAGGCAGGUUCUACUAUCCAGCUGGUUGCAUUCUAUCCCGGAAUAGUGAAUGGCGUGGUGUUGAGUGACUCCCAGGUUCUUGCUCCGAAUCCCUGGGGCCCUAUCAUCGACGGUGUUGACAUUCUUGCUAAUGAAGCCAUCAAAUUGUAUGCGAGUGUGGGUUUCAACGUCACCUUCCAAGAUGACUGGUUCUCCCACCACCUCCUGGGGGGAGAGGUACACUGUGGCUCCAAUACCUGGAGAGAGGCUGGAGACGUUUGGUGGAAGAGCUAA